GACGACGCCAAAAUGGCUGCAGUGAGUGCUUCAGUUAGGAAGGGCUCCGGUCGCUUGGGGGCGAUGGAGCUCCGAGAGCCAAAGCUUAGGUCCCUCCCCCUCAGAUGCUUCACGUGCGCUCAGGAUAACACCGCUCUUAACCUGGUCCGGCAUCCCACCAGCCUUCUAGUUCUUUCUUUUGUCAACCGGGACUCUGCUUAACCUUCCGCCCCACCUCGUCCCUCAGAUUUCACACUAUUCUUGGCGCCCCCAUCCCUUUUUCUCAGAGCUUAAGUCUUAAAGGAUGAAGACAAAGGCAGUUUGAAGAAACUUUUUAAGUGGAGGAGUAAAAAGAGACUUUUUGAGAAGUGCAAAUGAAGACAAAGUGGAUACCAGUCUUGAAGUUUUCCAAAGUAAGAGACAUCUUCUGAAUAUAAGCAUUUACUAUAAGGAAGACUGGUUGACUCAUGACUCUACUCCAUAAGAUGAAAAUUCAUAUCUUGUCUGAAAUAUCCACUGAAUCAUAUUGACUGUAUAGAGUUCUUGAAAGUUAUCUUUACAAAUUGAUCGAUUGACUUCACAAUGUCAGAGAUCAGAUUCAGCAAUCUCACUUGGGAUCACAUUGUCACACUGGAUCGCGUGUUAGAUGAAGUAAUCCCAAUUCAUGGAAGGGGCAAUUUCCCCACGCUGGAGGUAAAACCCAAAGAUAUUGUUCAUGUUGUGAAAGAUCAACUCAUAAAGCAGGGCAUUAUUGUUAAAGAUACCAGAUUGAAUGGCUCUACAGCAAGUUACGUACUCGCAAGCCAUAAUGGAAUCAGCUAUAAAGAUUUGGACAUUAUUUUUGGUGUUGAUCUACCAAGUGACCAAGAAUUUCAGGUUGUUAAGGAUGCAGUUUUAGGUUGUCUACUUGACUUUUUACCAAAAGGUGUUAAAAAAGAAAAGAUUACCCUAAAGACAAUGAAAGAGGCAUAUGUGCAGAAAAUGGUCAAAAUUUGCAAUAACCAUGAUCGUUGGAGUCUCAUCUCUCUUUCAAAUAACACCGGAAAGAAUGUAGAACUAAAAUUUGUGAAUUCACUCAGACGACAAUUUGAAUUUAGUGUAGAUUCUUUUCAAAUUCUUUUGGAUUCCAUGUUAGAUUUCUAUAGUGUCCCAAAUGCUAAGCUAACCAAAGAAUCCUGUCCUGUUGUGGUGGCUGAAAGUAUGUAUGGGGAUUUCCAGGAAGCAAUGAUACAUUUGAAAUACAAGCUUAUAUAUACCAGAAAACCUGAAGAGAUCAGAGGUGGUGGCCUUUUGAAAUAUAGCAAUCUGUUGGUUCGUGAUUUCAAACCAGCUUGUCAAACAGAAAUUAAGACUCUGGAACGUUAUAUGUGUUCUAGAUUUUUCAUUGAUUUUCCUGAUGUAGCAGAACAGCAAAAGAAAAUUGAAUCAUACCUCCGCAACCAUUUCAUAGGUGAAGAAAUAAGCAAGUAUGACUAUCUUAUGACCUUGCAUGGAGUUGUGAACCAAAGUACUGUCUGCCUCAUGGGUUAUGAAAGAAGGCAGACUCUUAACAUGAUCACCCUUUUGGCUUUGAAAGUACUUGGAGAACAGAAUAUAUUACCCAGUACAGACAGCGUAACUUGCUUUUAUCAACCUGCUCCAUACCUAGUUCUUGAGAGAGGGUACCCAAGUUAUUAUGUAGCGUCUGGGCUACCACUUGUUUACUUCCAGCCAUGUCCUGCAGUGCGGUUUCCAGUACAAAAUGAUAUGAUGUAAGAAGUACACAUACCAGAAGCAUUGCUUAAGCACAUCUGAAAAGCAAUUUUCCAAUUCUGUAAACGCUAACAUUUACUAUUGUGUAGUUGCCAACUAUUUUUCACCAAUUAUAGCUUAAAUAAUCGUAAUAGAUAAGAUAUCAUCUCUAAACUAACUUUUAAAUGAUCUUCAAAUGUGACUGGAAAAACUUUCAAAUGUAGUGGAAUACUUGAGAUGAUUUUUCAAAUCUUACUGACACUUAAGAUAAAAUUCACUUGACCAGUAUGUUAAAGAUGCCUGUAUCUUUGGCUAAAGUAUAAAAGAACACUUUUCAUGUUAUAAAUGGACAUGCAUAGUGAAGACAUAUUUAGACAUCUUUAUGUCCAAGUUCCUUGUUACACUGUAUUUUUCUUAGCAAAUAGUGCCGUGAAAUUUUAGUGUUUAAAUUGAAAAUAUGUGAUUUCUAUAAUAAGAAAUUUAAAUAAUGUUAAAAACCUACAUUUCCCAAUAAAAUUUGUUGGGUUAAAAAUACUACUAAAGUUUGAAGAAUCACUAGAAAAAAAAAUGUUCUGGAAAACAGUCAUUUACCCUCUGUAUAAUAAUUAGCUAAUAUGUGGAUUGAAAAAUUCCUUUCAUCUGGACAACCAAUAAGAUAACUUAUUAUGCAGGGGUUUUGGCAUUUAAAUAAGUUGAAAAGAAAAAAAAUAACCAACUCUGAAUGUGAAACUAUUUUAUCAUCAUUUCCUAAGAAGAAACUAAAUGGGACAAAAAAGAGAGAAAUACCACCACCAACAACAGAAAGUUAGAGAAUUUAGCCAUGACAUUUAAGAUUUUGGGCUUAUUUGAUCAACAUCCUGGGAAAUUUUUGUUAUUAGUAAUUGAAAGCACCUACCACCAAAUAAAGCACUUUCACUUUUCUAAGACCAAAGAUUGGUUUAUAGUAUGUUCCUCAAUGUUAAAUUUCAGUUAACACCAUCCUUUUUCAGUAAUUGUGUAUAUUUGCCAUUAUUCUGAGAAUUUAUUCAGUAAUCACAUAUCCACUAUCAAAUCUAUGAAUGGGAUUUAAAAUUAAUUUCUCUCAUAUGAUAAGAAAGCCAUUGAUCUGUUAUCUGGGAUGGUAAUAACAAGCUGUUCUGAAUAAAUGUCAAUAAGGCCAUCCGAAAACUUAAGUACUUAUUUUUCCAUCACAACAUGAACAAGCAAUCAAAAUCUGAGAAUGUGCUACCUACAGACUGUAUUUAAAGUCUCAUCUCAGCAUUAUAGUAUUGAAUACAAAAGUACAACUUCUAAGGAAUUUUCAAAUAGCCAAUAUUUCUGACUUUUUUUUGUAUCCAUACAUCGCUGGCCAUUGCCAUAUUUAAAUAAUUACAUGUAUAUUACAGAAUCCCAAGGCUUUAAAAUAUUUGUAUUUACCUCUUUGGGAGGACAAAAAAAUAAAAAGUAUACUAAGAAAUUGUAUCACUGUAUCUAUAUACAUCAUGCAUUGGCUAAAGCAUAGUGAUCAUUUUUUUGUGUCCUAAUAUAUACACUUUACUUUUCAGAAAGUGGGAAUACAUAUACAUAAACAUGAACUUAUUCAUCAUUAAAAAAGUAAUUCUAAAAGAUACAGGGAAAAUACUCGAAAAUGAAAAGGAGUUAGUGUUAGUGAUGCCAUUGCUAAAGGCUCAGUAUUUCCCACAGUAGUUCAGUAAUAGAAUUGUGAAGGUGUCUGGGAAUAUCUUAUCACAUCUGUGAUCCCAUUGCUUCUUACUGCUAUUUCCUCCAAACUCUCUAAUUGCUAAGAGGCAUUUUUCCAUAUUAUUAUCCUAAAGCUUUAAAUUGCAAUGUAGAGAAUGGCCUAAAAGGAUCAUGCUUUCUCCUAACAUUUUAAGUGUCUUGUUCUCUUAUGAAAAAGCUCCACAUAAAUGUCUAAUAUUUUCUCAGGUUAGAGAAUCCAAACAUGUUGAAUGGGAAUGAUAUCAUAAAAGAAAAAGCUUUAGCCUAUUCCUCAUGACUUUGUUUCUCUAAAUAACAUCACCACGCUAAGCCUUCCUUUAUUGCCUACUAACCAAAAAGGAUUAUGUAUUCAAUGGCAUGUCAGCAUCUCUCCAGAACUAGUGUAACUGCCUUAAAAAAACAGUACUAAUUCCUUCUGUUCAUUGGUUUACUACAAAGCAUUUUUGUAUGUAAACAGGUGCCAGCCUUUUUUUUUUACCUGAUGUAAUCCAUAGAAGUCAUUCAAUAAUUUUAAAACUCCAUUCCAGCAUAUGUCAUUUCAUCACCAGACACACACCAGAUUGCCCUUGAUUGCUUUAACUAGUGUUAAAAUCCAGGAGUAACAGGAAAGGCACAAAGCUACACAGAGAAACCCUGUCUCGAAAAACCAAAUAAAUAAAUAAAUAAAUAAAUAAAUAAAUAAAUAAAUAAAUAAAUAAAUAAAAUAAAACAAAUCCAGGAGUAAGUUUUAUUCUGAAAGUUGGUUUUACUUUUUAACAUCAGUAAUGUAACCAAAACCAAAAGAGAAAAAAAUGUAGUUCUAACAUUUCUAUUAGUUGAAUUAAUUGGGUUUUAGCCACAUAUUCUUUUAAACUAGAAUAUUCUUACAGUUCACAAAUGUCUACAUAUUAUAAAAGAUCUAAUGGGGUAUGUAAGACUUUUAAAUAGCCUUCUGCUAGUCUCUAAUCUACUGCUUUAAAAAGAAAGGAUUAGCUUGUUUGGGGUGAUAUCAUACAAGUUAGAGGAGAUACACUACUUGGAAACCAAUUUUAUGUUACUGAUAUUUGAACAUAACACAUUUUGCUUUACUUUGCUUUGUUAUGGGAGGAUGAGAUUUUUUGAAUGAAUUAGAACAAAACUCAUUUUUAUAAAUAUACACCUUGAAAGAACAACAGAUGUUUUAUAGAUGAUUUUAAUGCAUGUGGUUUAUAUGCCCCCUCCAGCAGGCAGACCUCCAUGUCCUAUAGAAGGAGUGCCACAUAGAUGCAUCUUUUAAUGCCUCCGAAUAAAAUCAUUAACCCCUGUAAAUGAAUAAAAUGGCCCUCUUAAGAGAAAUAGUGUAUCAAGUAGCUACUCCUCAAAAUUAUCCCAAAUUUAAAAUGAUGGUUAAAUGUCAAUCCAAUUAAUUUGGUGAUUUCUUGUAUAAUUCUAGACUAAUGGAGAAAUAUAAAGUAGUCUCUUUAAAAUGCUAACUAACCCAUCACACAUUAUAGAUAUGCCCCAUUCAUACAUAUUCCUUAGGCUAAACUAUGGAACCCAGAAGGCUGUGAUUGGAUUCUUGUUAAAGACCUGGUGAUGAGUAGGGGAUACUGGUCUCUGCGAAAAUGACAUUACAGAGCGGUAUGAGAAUACUAACUAAUAUAAUACUUGACCUUUUAUUUUUACUAUAGUAGAAUAACUUGAAAGUUUUCUACAUAAAAUGAAAGCUUAAUUCCAAAACAAAAAGGUAAAGAUAUUAUCAAAUCCUUAACUUGUGAAAUCAGAAUGUGUGUUUAUAGUAGUGUCUUCCAAAUGCUUUGAAAAUUAAAAGUAAUUUUAGGAAAUCAUUGAUAUGUAUACUUUCUAUUUUAAAAAGGUUUUAUAAUUUUAGUGCCUCCCAACAAUAAUACAACCCAUAUUAGCAGGUUUUUGAACAAAGAUAACUACAAAUUGUAAUUUUAUUUAAGUCAUGAGGAUGACUUUCUUGAACAUAAGUAUUUCUUCAUACUUAUCUUCUUUACAGAUUUAAGAAAGAGUUUAAAGGCACCUUUGGUACCCUGACUUCAAAAUCCAAUACUUUUUCAGGAAGUAAACUCCAAAUACAUGUUGUUGACUAACUAUUGAAAUUGUAUUUUCACUAUUGAGUAAAAUUCUUUCAGAUUCAGCUGGCAAGUUAGGAAUAUAUAUUAACACUGGCUUAAAGAGUAAAACUGUCUCCUUUGAAAAGCACUCAAAUGAAUCUUUAAAGUCAAAAGCAAGAUACCCUUCUAUAAAAUACCAUAUCUGUGUACCAAAACAGAAACUAUAUACAUGAGGUUAUAUGAUUUAGUCAUGUUGAGGGCUAUAUUUAAACAUACUAGCCAUAGAGCUAUAUUAAUUUCAGUAGCUGUUUACUAAAACAAGGAGAAUAAUUGUAGAAGAGAUAUACAGCUGCUGGUAAAUCUCGACAGCUUCCAAAAACAAAGGAGCAUUAAUACAUUUCUCUGGAAGAAUGUUUUGUUGUUAUCUUUAUUUUAAAUAUUUUAACAUACCUAAAGCAUUAAAAGUAUACUUAUUAAUAAAGCAUCAUGUAGUGUUCUAACAUGUGAACAUUGCUGAUGCUUAAAUAUGAUUAGUACAUGUGUUUCCUCAAACAUGUAUCUGUUCUUUAUGAUGAAAACUAGAGAUUUACAGUAAUGUGUGUUAUCUGUAGUAAUUCUACUGAAGAGGAAGGUUUUAAUUCAUCUUGUUUCUCUUCUACAUUUUCCUCAUUUACUAAAAUGGCACUUCUGUUUUUCUUAGUGACAGGAUAGAAAAAUUGAAAAACUAGGGGCAAUUUUUUAUGUUUAUUUUACAAAAGAAUAAUUCCUAGUAAAGAUGGAAUCUGGAACUGUUAAUUUACUAAGAUUGUGUUCAUAGACAUUCCAUUCCAGAAAAGUAACUUCCAUGUAUGUAUUGCAGAGAACCCAAAGUUAGGCUGUCUGAUUUUCAAGAUAUCUCAUGCCUAGAGCACAUUAACAAUCAUUCAAUAAGCUUAACUAUCCCAGCAAGAUUAGAAAUAGCCCCUUUCAUUAGCUGAAAUUUUCUGAUCUCAACCUAUUACUGUUAGAUAAUGUCUUCUGAUUGCCAUUUUAUAGGUCAAUGUAGAACAUCUGACUUCCUCUUUAAAUUAAGACCUUCUGCUAUUUUAAAGCAGGUUACAUAUACCUUGACAAACACUGCCACCUCACAUCUGUACACUGCCAUUAGAUUUAACUGAGUAGUGUCCUCUUUGGAAGCUUGUGACUUGUUAAACUUCACCUGGCCCCUGUUUAGAUGAACUGAAUGUCUGUAACUUUGCCUUCUGGUUCAAAAAGGAUUAGCAGGCACAAAAAUGUUUUCUUUAAAGUCCUUCUUGAUGUUAAGGGAAUGUCUUGGCCUGCAAAACAAAGAAGACAAGGUUUCAGAUAAUCUAGACCAUAAAUAUAUCAAUCAAUAAUGAAUGGUGAAUGAUUAAUCUGAGUAACUUUCUCAUUUAAGAUACAAAAUGACUACUGCAUACAAUAAAAAUCUUACAGUAUAAUUUCAGUAAAUUCAUCUGACAAAAAAUAAAGUUAGAGCAUAUCACUUCAAAACUAAACAAGUUAUAUACAUAAGUAUUUCUCUUCAAGAUAUGUUUCAAAAUUCAGUUGAUUUAAACCAGUUAAAUUGUUUAACAUGAAAGAAAAUAUCAGUAAUACAAAUGAUGGUCAGACUGGGAAAAUAAAUAAAAACAUCUAACUGUAGUUGCCCAGGUCCACAUAGAGGAGGUUGCUAAUAGCAUUCUAUACUCAACUAUAUCAAAAAAAAAAUGAUGUUUUAAACACUGAAUUGUUUUGUGUUUUGUUUUAGGAAAGCAGGCAAUAUAAAUAUAGCUUUAUACCGUUUAAGGUGCCUUUUCUAUUUUUAUAGUUCAUAUCACCACUUUUAGUCUCUUAGUACAAACAUUUUGAAGUGCUGUAAUAAAUUACAAUGAUUCUGUAAAUAAAAAUUUUCAGGACUGUUUCAGGACAGAUGUCUGAAAUGUCCAAAGUUUGGUGAACUGUGCAUAUUUGCUUUAAUGUUGAAUGUAUGUUAAAUAAGAAUAUUUUUGUACAAUGUUAUACAAUUUCAAGACUUGUAUUACUUUUCUGGAAAAGGUAUUUUGCUGUUUGACAAAUAAUUAAUAUAUGAAGAGUGAGGUAUCUUUUGUGGAAACUAUUUUUGAUUCUGAUAAUAGUAUAAAUGUAUGUUUUGUUGUUCACUAUAUAGCUCUUAUACUUGUAUCAUUUGCUUUGUGUGUUUGUAAA
Peromyscus maniculatus bairdii (prairie deer mouse) is the source of this 7673-nucleotide messenger RNA. It is a transcript of the gene Tent5d, whose product is annotated as terminal nucleotidyltransferase 5D. The record is from RefSeq and is a predicted model, not a curated record. Gene Ontology annotation, molecular function: poly(A) RNA polymerase activity; RNA binding. Gene Ontology annotation, biological process: mRNA stabilization. NCBI's taxonomy places the organism in Eukaryota, Metazoa, Chordata, Mammalia, Rodentia, Cricetidae.